AGACGCGAGGCGGGGAAGAAGAAAGAAACAGGACGUUGUGUUAAAUCUGAGAAUGUGCAGAUUGCUGAAGAUGAAUAAACCUCUUUAGUUUCUGUCACGUCCCAAUUAUCAGACCGUGUGUCUGCUCGACAAACCGACUGAGAGUGCAGGCUGCCGAUCCUCCGCUGGGUUCACCAGGCUCUCUGAAGUUUCUCCAGUCAUCCACUCAUCAUGGUGGAGUACUACCAGGUUUUAGGAGUACGGAAGGAUGCGUCUGCAGAUGACAUAAAGAAAGCGUACAGAAAGCUGGCCCUGAGGUGGCACCCAGAUAAAAACCCAGAGAACAAAGAGGAGGCUGAGAAGAAGUUCAAGGAGUUGUCGGAGGCUUAUGAAGUCCUGUCUGAUGCAAACAAGAGGAGUAUAUAUGAUCGUUAUGGCAAAGAGGGGCUGACAGGGAGCAACGGUGGAAGAGGGGCGCACUUCCACAAUGGAGAGCAUUUCCAUGAACCUUUCACGUUCCGUAACCCAGAAGAUGUUUUCAGGGAAUUCUUUGGUGCCAGAGACCCGUUUGCAGACUUUUUUGGUGCAGAUCCAUUUAGUGAUGACUCGUUUUUUGGUAGUGGCCGGCGGCACCAAAGCCGGGCAAGUCGUAGCCGGACAGGUGGCCCUUUUUUGGGGGGCUUUGGUUUCCCAGCCUUCGGUGCCGGCUUCUCCCCUUUUGACCCAGCCUUUGGUUCUUUUGGCUCCAUGAGCGCCGUGGGUCAUAUCGGUCACAUGGGUCACAUGACAACAAUGGGCAGUAUGGGAGGAGGCGGCUUCACCUCUUUCUCAUCAACCUCUUUUGGAGGAGGAGGUGGAGGAAGCAUGGGCAACUUUCGAUCUGUGUCUACCUCCACCAAGACCAUCAACGGCAGGAAGAUCACUACUAAAAGAAUUGUAGAGAACGGUCAGGAGAGAGUUGAGGUGGAAGAGGACGGCCGGCUACGCUCAUUAACCAUUAAUGGCAAAGAGCAGCUGCUGCGACUGGAACACAAGUGAAGACACGCAAACAUCCUCCACUGGAGACGUGUUACCUCAGUACCGAGAUCCCAAUAAAACUUGAGCUCACAGUGGAAUAAACAAAGCAACAAAACAAUGUAAUAAUAGCUGUGUUUCAUUAGUUGGUUACUUACGUUGUGCUGUUCCAUUCAUGUCCUUCCCCUGCUGACUCUCAUUUGUUAACCAACACUUUGACUCCAAGGGUUUUCUAUGCAUUUAGUUGUUGUCUAUGAAUCGAAGCCGUCCUUUAUUUUUGCUCAGGGUGGUGUUAUUUUAACGUUUGGGACCACAGUAUUGUUUUGAUGUUCUUCCCCAUUUCAGUACUUUGAGCUUCGCGUCAUCCACAACGAGGCGUGACUUUGCUCUUUCAUCUGAAUCGGAAAAAAAAAGAUUCUCAUUUCGAAACGUGGGUCAGAAGUUUCUAUCCCAGCACCCCACGUUUAUUGCGUGUCUAACCGAUUCUUAAUUUAUUUAUUUUUAUUAAAAACACAAUGCUGGUAGGAUGUGUUUUGCAAUUUUAUAUGUUCUAAUACCUGUGUUUCUGUUUAUUUAAUGAUGCAUGUAUACCUGUUGAUGUCAAGUCUUAAUGUCAAAGCUUUUGAUGGAAGGCGUUCCAUAAAUGACAAAUGAAUAUGGAAGGAAUUUUGUGUACUUUGUAAACCAAUAAAUCUUGAGUUUCAUCCUGUUUUCAGGAUGUUGAAAUA
Molecule: messenger RNA, 1721 nt
Organism: Maylandia zebra (zebra mbuna)
Lineage: Eukaryota; Metazoa; Chordata; Actinopteri; Cichliformes; Cichlidae
Product: dnaJ homolog subfamily B member 6
Molecular function (GO): Hsp70 protein binding
Source: RefSeq, a predicted model, not a curated record